Oncorhynchus nerka (sockeye salmon) is the source of this 3835-nucleotide messenger RNA. Its product is annotated as gastrula zinc finger protein XlCGF26.1-like. Bases 246 to 1793 code for a protein of 515 amino acids. Gene Ontology annotation, biological process: regulation of transcription by RNA polymerase II. The record is from RefSeq and is a predicted model, not a curated record. The transcript is spliced from 2 exons. Gene Ontology annotation, molecular function: DNA-binding transcription factor activity, RNA polymerase II-specific; RNA polymerase II cis-regulatory region sequence-specific DNA binding. NCBI's taxonomy places the organism in Eukaryota, Metazoa, Chordata, Actinopteri, Salmoniformes, Salmonidae.
UAUAAUCUAGUGGACAGGAGGACGCCUCUUCAACAAUAACAAGUAUCGUCAGCCAGCUUCGUAGCCAAUAUAGGCUAAAACAUUAAAUCUCUUUAGUCUGUUUUGGUAUAUAUUAUUCAGUGUAUUUUAAACAUACUUCUGUCGUAUCUAUUUACGUUGUUUGUUGGGUAGCUGGCUUGCUAAGUUAGCAGUAGCACUAGGCUGUUUGCUAAUGCUAACUAUCUAGCUAGUUAACAUCCCCGACCAUGAACUCACUAAACUACUACCCCCGUGUUAAAGAAGAGGAGGUCUGCUGGACGGAGAAAGAGGGUCUCGUGAAAGAGGAAAAGGAAGAGGAGGCUGUAACAGUAAAAGAAGAAGUAGAGGGUGAGGCUGUUACAGUGAAAGAAGUUACAGUGACGGAAGAGGUUACAGUGAAAGAGGAAGUUAUAGUGACAGAAGAGCAAGAAGUUACAGUGGAAGAGUUUACAGUGAAAGAAGAAGAAGAAGCUUUCAGCGUGAAAGAGGAGGAUGCUGUUUUUGGAGUGGAGGAGGAGGAGGGGGAGAUUACUGUGACGUUGAAAGAGGAGGAGGAGGAUACGGGAGAUCUGAUUAAUACUAGAGAGAGACCAGCCUCUCACUCUGACAGCAGCAAGAGUCCCUCAGAGGAACCAGAAACAGAGACGCCCAAACGAGCGAGACGACGCCACUGCUUCAACUGUGGAAAGAGUUUUACUAAGUUACAGAACCUAAAAAAGCAUGAGAGGACACACACAGGAGAAGAGCCUUUCCAAUGUGCCCAAUGUGGAAAGAAUUUUAUUCAGUUAGCGAGCCUGAAAAGACAUAAGAAAAUACACACAGGAGAGAAGCCUUACCACUGCUCCCAGUGUGGAAAGAGUUUUAGGUUGUUAGGUAGCCUUAAGGAGCAUGAGAGAAUACACACAGGAGAGAAGCCUUUCCAAUGCUCUCACUGUGAAAAGCGUUUUACCCAGUUAGGGAGCCUAAAAGAUCACGAGAGAAUACACACAGGGGAAAAACCUUUCCAAUGUUCCCAGUGUGGAAAGUGUUUUACCCAGUUAGGGAACCUAAAAGAUCACGAGAAAAUACACACAGGACAGAAGCCUUUCCACUGCUCCCAGUGUGGAAAGAGUUUUACCUACUUAGCUCAUCUGAAAAACCAUGAGAAAGCACACACAGGAGAGAAGCCUCACCUCUGCUCUCAGUGUGGAAAGAGUUUUACCCAGUUAGGGGACCUAAAUAGGCAUGAGAGAACACACACAGGAGAAAAGCCUUUCCAAUGUUCCCAGUGUGGAAAGAAUUUCACCCGGUUAGGGAACCUAAAAGAGCAUGAGAGGACACACACACGGGAAAAGCCCUACCCAUGCUCCCUGUGUGGAAAGAGUUUUACCCAAGUAGGGUAUCUAAAAAAACAUGAGACAACACACACAGGACAGAAGCCUCACCUCUGCUCCCAGUGUGGAAAAAGUUUUACCCAGUUAGGGGACCUGAAUAGGCAUGCGAGGACACACACAGGAGAGAAACCUUUCAAAUGUUCUCAGUGUGGAAAGAGUUUUACCCGGUUAGAGAAUCUAAAAGAGCAUGAGAGGACACACACACUAGAAAAGCCUUUCCAAUGUUCCCAGUGUGGAAAGAGUUUUACCCGGUCAGGGAACCUAAAAGAGCACGAGAGGACACACACCCGGGAAAAGCCCCACCAAUGCUCCCUGUGUGGAAAGAGUUUUACCCACUUUGGGUAUCUGAAAAAACAUGGGAGAACACACACACAGGAGAGAAGCCUCACCUCUGCUUCCUGACUGGAAAUAGUUUAACUAAGUUAGGGGUCCUGAAUAGGCAUGACAGGACACACAGGAGAGAAGCCCCACCUCUGCUUCCUGUCUGGAAAUAGUUUAACUAAGUUAGGGGUCCUAAAUAGGCAUGACAGGACACACAGGAGAGAAGCCUCACAUCUGCUUCCUGACUGGAAAGAGUUUAACUAAGUUAGGGGUCCUGAAUAGGCAUGACAGGACACACAGGAGAGAAGCCUCACCUCUGCUUCCUGACUGGAAAGAGUUUAACUAAGUUAGGGGUCCUGAAUAGGCAUGACAGGACACACAGGAGAGAAGCCUCACCUCUGCUUCCUGACUGGAAAGAGUUUAACUAAGUUAGGGGUCCUGAAUAGGCAUGACAGGACACACAGGAGAGAAGCCUCACCUCUGCUUCCUGACUGGAAAGAGUUUAACUAAGUUAUAGGGGUCCUGAAUAGGCAUGACAGGACACACAGGAGAGAAGCCUCACCUCUGCUUCCUGACUGGAAAGAGUUUAACUAAGUUAGGGGUCCUGAAUAGGCAUGACAGGACACAUAGGAGAGAAGCCUCACCUCUGCUUCCUGACUGGAAAGAGUUUAACUAAGUUAGGGGUCCUGAAUAGGCAUGACAGGACACACAGGAGAGAAGCCUCACCUCUGCUUCCUGACUGGAAAUAGUUUAACUAAGUUAGGGGUCCUGAAUAAGCAUGAAAGAAUACAUACACAGGAGGAGAAGACAUACCACUGCUCUCAUUGUGGAAAGACAUUUUCCCGAUCAGGGGAAAACACACCAGAUAACUUUUCUUGCCCAGAGAGAGUUUUUUUUAUAUUGCAAGUAGACAAAUAAUGCUGGCGACUAUAUAAAUAUUUACACAAAAAAGAAAUGAAACAUGACGUUGAUCAGUACCAAACUGAACUGACUCGAGAGAAAACACGAGAGAAUUGAGGAGCUGUGUUCUGUCUGAUGUUUUUGACUGAGAACUUGUGGUUUUGUUUAUGUCACAUGAAAUCAAAUGGUUUUAUAUGGAUGAUUCUCCGUAAACCAGUUUUAAAACAGUUUCUGUAGAUAAUGGAGUUACAAAACCAUGAUAUGCAUCUGUAAAAACCAACUGUCAUUCUGAGGACUAAGUUUAGUAGUUACAAAAACAACUGUCAUUCUGAGGACUAAGUUUAGUAGUUACAAAACCAACUGUCAUUCUGAGGACUAAGUUUAGUAGUUACAAAACCAACUGUCAUUCUGAGGACUAAGUUUAGUAGUUACAAAACCAACUGUCAUUCUGAGGACUAAGUUUAGUAGUUACAAAACCAACUGUCAUUCUGAGGACUAAGUUUAGUAGUUACAAAACCAACUGUCAUUCUGAGGACUAAGUUUAGGCAAAGUGUCUUAUUUUCAAUACAUUUUAUUUUCGCCUGAAUCGUCUUUUCGUCUGGAUUCAAUUCUUGGGUCAUUUUAUACUGUUUUACUUUAGAAAAAAUGAACUUAUUUAAAAUAAAACCCAAAGUAUGUUCCUGUAAUUUGUCCAUAAAUCAUUAAAAAAAUAUAUAUUCGUUGAAGUUUACAUUAUACUAUAAUAUGUAUUAUGUACAAACACAGUGUCUGUGGACAUGUUGGGGGAAAAAAGUCUGAUUUAAUUUUAAACAUGUUUAUUUUCAGUGUUAUUUAACUCAAACCUUUACAUUACAAGAACAAUGUAAAAGUAAAUAUAUAUAUUAGAAAUGGAUUAGUUUAUAACUGUUAUGGUAAUUAGAACUUUGUUGAAAUUAAAAUGGUAAAAUGCAUAAUAUCUGAUAAAAACUUUUUUUUAAAUAUAAUUAUGAAAUAGAUAAGUACACAUCCUGAUCUCAGCGAUCCAAGAGGACAUUUCAUGACAAAUGACACUUGAGGAAUGUUGUGGUAAAAUAUGACCUUAUUCUAAGAUAGAGACUUUGCUUACUGUGGUGUUUUCAUCUCGAGAUAUGAUCACGUCCUAAAUCAGAUUUUAAAAAAGAAGGAAAAUAGGUAUUUUGUUUAGAUUAUGAGUGUCGAUUAUGUAAAUACAAGUAUAAAACCUC